Sparassis crispa is the source of this 603-nucleotide messenger RNA. RefSeq lists its product as hypothetical. Bases 1 to 603 code for a protein of 200 amino acids. The transcript has 3 exons. Lineage: Eukaryota; Fungi; Basidiomycota; Agaricomycetes; Polyporales; Sparassidaceae. The record is from RefSeq and is a predicted model, not a curated record.
AUGUUCAUUCCUGUCGAUGAACUCGAAUCUAAACACCAGCGUACUGUGUUACACACUGAGCCCGUCGUAUCAACCAUCGAAGCAGACCAUCACGUCCGCAAUGGCGUUCUUUGGGACUCCGACAACUGGAGUUGUGCAUAUGAUUCACUGCUUACCUUGCUUUGGAACAUGUUUAUUGACCACAGGAUAUCUGAAGAGCAUAUACCUGAUAACAGUUACAUCCAAGACAUCGAGGAGGAGGAGGAUGAUGACGACGAUGUCAUUGCCCAGACACUUUCACGGAAGCGGGUGGUUGUGAGCACAUCGACUCAUGUCGAUGAUGAUGGCGAGCUGUUGGACUCAGACAAUAUUUCGAUGCGCGCUCUCAAGCAUAGUGCCGUGGAGACUGCGGUCACUCAUGGUGAGCACACAGUCAACAAGGGGAAAGGGGUUGCCACUGCAGGUGACGCUGUCAGCGUGGAGGUCAGACGUGAGAGUGACAAGGUCAUCGCAGGCCAUGAGGACGCGGUUGAUGAGCAGCGUGCAGAUGAUGUGCACAAACGCGAUGAUGAGAGCGAUGCGGCAGUGAUGUCAGUUAUGAAAGAUAAUCUUUUCUAUCAAUAA